AUGGCCUUUGCAGCCUCCCUGGCUGACCUCCAAGCAGAGGCCAGUUGCCCCAUCUGCCUGGAUUACCUGAGAGAUCCAGUGACCAUUCACUGUGGGCACAACUUCUGUCUCUUAUGCAUCCACCAGUGCUGGGAAGACCUACAGGACAUCUUCCCCUGUCCCAUCUGCCUCCACCACUGCCCUGACAGGAGCUUCAAGAAGAACCCCCAGUUAGGUCACCUGACUGAAAUUGUUAAGCAGCUUCCCACCACGAGCAGCAAGAGGAAAGGGCAGGAAGAGAAGCCCCUGUGUGAGAAGCACAAUCAGGUUCUGGCCCUGUUCUGUGAGGAGGACCUGGAGCUGUUGUGUCCCCAGUGCAGGGUCUCCUCUGACCACCGGGAUCACCCCCUGACGCCCACUGAACAAGCUGCAGCUAGUCACAGGAGGAAGCUCAGAAGCUACAUCAAGCCCCUGAGGAAGCAGAUUGAAGACGCUGAAUUGGGGCGUGAAAUCCAAGUUUCAAAAUCUCUCACUGAAGUUCAGUGGAAGAUGAAAAAAUGGAGGAGAGAGUUAUGCUCUGAAUUUGAAGAACUUAACGAUUUCCUGAGAAAGGAGCAAGUUGCAAUUCAUGGCAGGCUGCUUAUGCAAGAGAAGGAUGUUGAGGAAAAACUAACCCAAUACAUAAGCCAAAUUUCAAACCACACGUCCAGGCUACAAAAUCUGUUAAGUGAAAUAACAGAGAAAUGUUCCCAGGGAGACCUGGAGUUCCUGACAGGCAUUGAAAGUAUCCACAACAGGUAUGAACACCUAAAAUGCCCAGCCGUCUUUUCCUAUGAAUUAAAGAAAGAGAGUUGCAAUUUCCCGCCACAUUAUUUUGGCCUGCAAAACAUGAUGAGCACGUUUCAGGUAGAUUUGACGUUAGAUCCUGAAACUGCCCAUCCCAAUCUUAUUAUCUCAAAAGACAGAAAAAGUGUGAUAUAUAGAACAACAGAAGCAAACUGUCUUGACCACCAUGAAGCAUUUACUUAUUACCCAGCUGUCCUGAGUUGUGAGGGAUUUGAUGCUGGCAGGCAUUUCUGGCAGGUAGAAUUAAGAGGCACAGGUGAAUGGUCCUUAGGUGUGUGUAAAAAUUUCCGCAGCAACGCUCACAUUCCACCACGCCCAAAGGAUGGAUGGGGGCAAUUUCAGCGGUGCACUAGGACAUGGGGUACACAGCACACGGGACAAGCCGUGCGGAUAGGUGUCUUUCUGGAUUAUGAGUUGGGAGAAGUUUCAUAUUAUAAUUGGAAUAGCAGGUCAUAUUUGUAUACACUCACUGAUACGUUUACAGGAAAACUUAUGCCUUAUUUCUCUAUUGGGCCUUCUUCAAAAUCUCUUACAAUCAGUAUGGUCCUAGACGAACGAUGA
Ceratotherium simum simum (southern white rhinoceros) is the source of this 1386-nucleotide messenger RNA. Its product is annotated as tripartite motif-containing protein 75-like. The record is from RefSeq and is a predicted model, not a curated record. Lineage: Eukaryota; Metazoa; Chordata; Mammalia; Perissodactyla; Rhinocerotidae. Gene Ontology annotation, molecular function: zinc ion binding; protein binding.